GGAACUUUGAACUUCAACAAACAUUUUUCCAGGAAGCGACGCAGAAGAGGCCCGCUGUGAUUACGCUGAGCAAAGAAGGAGAAAUUAACAAAUUAACCGCUAUUAGUCUGCUGUUUGACAGCAGCGUGGCUUUGCGGCGUUUUACGACCAGAUUUAUCAUCACAACCGCAGACAGGAAAAUGUCCCUCCGCUACCACAACAAAGUCACUGUUGUCACAGGAGGAUCCAAAGGGAUUGGGAGAGGGAUUGUCAGAGUGUUCGUGGAAAACGGAGCCAAAGUGGUGUUUUGCGCAAGAGAAAGUGCCGCAGGUGAAGCAUUAGAGGCGCAGUUUAACAAGGCCGGACCAGGUUCGUGCAAGUUUGUCAGAUGUGACAUCUCCAAGGAAGAAGACAUAAAGAGACUGAUCGCAGUCGCAGCGGAGCAGUUUGGUCACAUUGACUGUCUGGUCAACAAUGCAGGCUGGCACCCUCCUCAUAAACCCACUGACGACACCACAGCGGAGGAGUUCAGAGACUUGUUGAAUCUGAACCUCGUCAGCUACUUCCUGGCUUCUAAAUAUGCGUUGCCGUACUUGCGAAAGCGUCAGGGAAACAUCAUCAAUAUUUCCAGUCUUGUGGGUAUUAUCGGUCAGAAAGAUGCUGCACCGUACGUUGCCACUAAGGGAGCAAUCAUUUCCAUGACAAAGGCAAUGGCAGUGGAUGAGAGCCGCUACAGUGUGAGAGUCAACUGCAUUUCACCAGGUAAUGUGAUGACACCUCUGUGGGAGGAACUAGCAGCAGCGACACCAGAUGUUGCUGACACCAUUAAAAUGGGGGAAAAUGCUCAGCUUAUGGGUCGAAUGGGGACUGAGGCUGAGUGUGGACUGGCUGCCUUAUAUCUCGCUGCUGAGGCCACUUUCUGCACCGGGAUUGACCUGCUGCUCAGUGGAGGAGCUGAACUGAACUACGGCUUCAAGAGUCAGAUCCAGUCCUCACAACCCUGAUAUGUUCAAGUCUGCUGGUUACAUAACUAAAAU
This is a messenger RNA of Archocentrus centrarchus (flier cichlid), 1016 nucleotides long. It is a transcript of the gene hsd17b14, whose product is annotated as hydroxysteroid (17-beta) dehydrogenase 14. Bases 180 to 983 code for a protein of 267 amino acids. Gene Ontology annotation, molecular function: estradiol 17-beta-dehydrogenase [NAD(P)+] activity. NCBI's taxonomy places the organism in Eukaryota, Metazoa, Chordata, Actinopteri, Cichliformes, Cichlidae. Gene Ontology annotation, cellular component: cytosol. The record is from RefSeq and is a predicted model, not a curated record. The transcript is spliced from 9 exons. Gene Ontology annotation, biological process: steroid catabolic process.